This is a messenger RNA of Phanerochaete carnosa HHB-10118-sp, 909 nucleotides long. RefSeq lists its product as uncharacterized. NCBI's taxonomy places the organism in Eukaryota, Fungi, Basidiomycota, Agaricomycetes, Polyporales, Phanerochaetaceae. The annotation marks the transcript as partial. The transcript has 8 exons. Gene Ontology annotation, molecular function: mRNA binding. Gene Ontology annotation, cellular component: mRNA cleavage and polyadenylation specificity factor complex. Gene Ontology annotation, biological process: mRNA 3'-end processing. The record is from RefSeq and is a predicted model, not a curated record.
GUCGGCAAUGUACCGUACAACAUGGCCGAGGAGCAGCUUAUAGAUGCCUUCAAGUCAGUUGGCCAGGUUGUGGGAUUCAGAUUAGUGUAUGAUAGAGACACUGGAAAGCCGAAGGGAUACGGAUUCUGUGAAUUUGCCGACCACGAAACCGCACUGUCUGCGGUCCGCAACCUCAACGGGCAAGAGAUUGGUGGGAGGCCUCUGCGGAUCGACCUAGCAGAUUCAGACCCUUUUCUUGAAGGCAAAACUACAGUUCGUGGUGAGAUUGUGGAUGGUGGCGAGACGAGAGCGCAGUGGCACCCAAAUGCUUUCCUGCACCAAUUGCCUCAGGGUGUGCCCCUUCCACCAGGAACGAAUGCGAUGGACCACAUUAGCAAUGUGCUCGCCACGACACAACCCAGUCAGAUUCUGGAAGUACUCGCUCAGAUGAAGGCGUUCAUUAUUACGCAUCCUGAACAAGCCCGUGCUCUGCUCAUGGCACAUCCGCAAUUGGGCUAUGCUCUUUUCCAAGCCCUACUUCUGAACAAAAUUGUCGACACGGCCGUUCUGGAUCGCAUGCUUGCGGCCACUGGCGGCCAAACAGCUGCGCCCCCGCACAUGCCUCCGCCCGCUGCCGGAGCAUAUGGCUAUCGUCCUCCGCCGCCUCCUACACCAGUGCAGGCUCCCGCGCAACCGGCUCCUGCGCCUGUUGCGCCUGUUGCCGCUGCUACACAGGCGUUUGACCCUGCUUCUAGGGACAUGCUGAUGCAGGUCCUUAGCCUGACUCAGGUACAAAUUGAUUCGCUACCCCCAACUGAGCGCGAGCAAAUCUACCAGCUGGUAGAUCAUUCCGAUCGUCGGCGCAUAUAUACAACUAACAUGCGAGAUUUACAGCGAAAACAAUUUGGCGUGCCAGCUCCCGGAGCAUAA